UGCUGCUGUUUCUUUGAUUGGAGGGAAACCCCGUGGACGAGCGGGAGAGAUCAUCAGCUGUGCUGCCGGGUAUCAGGAGCAACAUCGUCUAACGACACUCACAGCCCACACAGGAGCCAUGACAGACAGGGACGACCAGAUACAGAAAGCCAGACUGGCAGAGCAGGCUGAGCGCUAUGAUGACAUGGCUGCAGCCAUGAAGCCUGUCACGGAGGGAAACGAUCCACUCAGCAACGAGGAGCGCAACCUGCUCUCUGUUGCCUACAAGAAUGUGGUGGGGGCUAGGAGGUCCUCAUGGAGGGUGGUAUCCAGCAUGCAGCAUAAGUCCGAAGACAGCAUGAAGAUUGAAAUGGCCAAGGCGUACAAAGAGACGAUCGAGUUGGAGCUGAGGAAAAUCUGCAACGAAGUUCUGGAACUGCUCAACAAACAUCUAAUCCCCAAAGCUGAGUCUCCCGACAGCAAAGUCUUCUACCUGAAGAUGAAAGGAGACUACUACCGCUACCUGGCUGAGGUUGCUUCUGACAACGACAAGGAGGAAACCAUCGAGAAUUCACAAAAAGCCUACCAGGCUGCCUUGGAAAUCAGCGCCAGAGAUAUGCCACCAACACAUCCCAUCCGCCUAGGCCUCGCUCUUAACUUCUCUGUCUUCUACUACGAGAUCGUCAACUCGCCUGAAAAAGCCUGUCAGCUGGCCAAGGCGGCCUUUGAUGAGGCCAUUUCCAUGCUGGACACCCUCAACCAAGAGUCCUACAAAGACAGCACCUUGAUCAUGCAGCUGCUCCGUGACAAUCUGACACUGUGGAUGUCAGACGCUCAGGGUGACGGUGAGGUAGAGGACACGGAGCAGGAACAGGAGAAGGAUAAGAAGGAGAAGAAGGAAGAGAAGGAGGAGAAAGAGAAGGAGAAGGAGCCGGAGCAGGUAGCUUAGAAGAAAUGAACUUCGGGGGAAAAAACAAGACAAAUACACAUUUUUUACCUCUCACCAGCCUAAGUUGUGUGUGUGGUUGUGUGUGCACAUACAUGCACAGCUAUGUAUGUUUACACUCCACUCACAAUGUGUAAAGUACAGUAUGUGUGUGCGGAUACAUUCAAGUGUGCGCGUGUGUGUGCGUGUGUGUGUGUGUUAAUUGUAUGAGCACCUCCACAGAGAAAAGAAUGGAAUAGAUCUGUUUUUUUUGUUUCUUUUGAAGAUUACUCAUUGUGUCAACCAGUGGAUGUUUUUUUUUUUUUUUGUUUCUUAUCCAUGAUUUAGUCCAAAUGAAAUCCCUCCUUUUUUAGAUCCAAAUCAAGCCCCUUGUUCUUUAACCUUAUUCACUGUAGCAAACUGCUGUUGUUGCAGGAAAACUUAAACAAAACAAACUCUGUCAUUUUGAUAAUUUGUAUGUUUUUACUUGAACUCAACAUUUACAAUCUUUGUGACACGUGGGUCUAAAAAUUCCUUCAAAGCAUUUACUGUUAAAAAACAAAUAAAAAAAGAUGAUCACAGCAGUCUGAAUUCACUAAACUUAUGCCAAUCACAAUGACCAUGUAGAUGGCAGAAUUUACCUCGGUAAAGAUCUAUUAACAUAUUGCUUGUAUCCAUCCCGCCCUGUCAAUGUCCAGUGUGCAGGUAGUGUUUUUAAGGAUGGUACAUGUGUCAUUACUAAGUGGGUUCUGUGUGCAUGUGGGUGUAGGAAAGUUUUUUUUUUUUUUUUUUUUUUUUUUGGUAUGAAUGGCCACUUGCGGAAGCUGUGGUAAAACUUGGGUUGACCGUUUUUGUUGAGAGGAUUACAUUCCAUUUAACUGACAUCUUUUCACUCUCUGUGAAAUGUGUAGACUAUAAUUUCCUGCAAUUUUCCACAACACAUGACAAGGUAUAGACAGCCUAAGAUAAAGUGAACAACUUGACAAAAUGGCUCGAUACUGUAACUUUUUGAUAUUUUAUCUUUUCAGCAGUGCAGAGGAUACUUUUGCCAUGUGCUUUUAUGUGGCUUUCUACUCUUUUCUAUUCAGGUGUUUUGUAUUUUCUUUUUGUGUAUUUUAUUCCCUUUGACUCCUGAUUUGACUCCUGGAAUGUAUGUGGUUCUCAUUAGUAUGGUAUAAGGGUUAGCCGUGCUUUCAAACUGGCAGGUUUUGCUUAGGAUUUAGCUUGAACCAGGUGGUUUACAGUAACAUUUACCUUUUCUUGAAAGUACAUUGUGAAAAGACAAACUUAAACAAUGCUAAAUGUAAACUGAUUAUCAAAGUAACUUGGUAGAAAGCUGUGUUAUGACCAUUUAGUAGUCACAGAGUAGUGCCAGUUUCUUCUAAUAACAGUAUCUUGAUUUUAAAAAGAUGGGGAUGCCGGAUUCAGAACACAUUUGAGUACGUUAUUUGGUUAUGUGCUUUUCAUGUAAGUGGAAUUAAAACAUUAAAAUCAAGUGUGCUGUG
Molecule: messenger RNA, 2409 nt
Organism: Anoplopoma fimbria (sablefish)
Lineage: Eukaryota; Metazoa; Chordata; Actinopteri; Perciformes; Anoplopomatidae
Product: 14-3-3 protein beta/alpha-B-like
Exons: 6
Coding region: 119-928 (269 amino acids)
Biological process (GO): signal transduction
Cellular component (GO): cytoplasm
Source: RefSeq, a predicted model, not a curated record